Messenger RNA from Tarenaya hassleriana, 1202 nucleotides. RefSeq names its product probable calcium-binding protein CML18. The record is from RefSeq and is a predicted model, not a curated record. Gene Ontology annotation, molecular function: calcium ion binding; enzyme regulator activity. The transcript has a single exon. NCBI's taxonomy places the organism in Eukaryota, Viridiplantae, Streptophyta, Magnoliopsida, Brassicales, Cleomaceae. The coding region runs from base 190 to 681 and encodes 163 amino acids.
AUUCCCUCCGUUCAAUCACGGAUCGUCAAAUGCGCUCAAUCUUACUCCGUGUUUAAGGAGAACCCAAACUGUCGUCGUUGACGUAGCCACAGAAAGAAAUAACCGAUCCAAAUUUUAUAUUUUGCGUCACGCAAAAACGUUGCUCUUCGGUCCCCACGCUUGAAGACGGUCUAACCAUCGCGUAAGAAGAUGAGCGGCGGAGGUAAGACGGCGGCGAAACUCGGUGACGAGCAGUUGUCGGAGCUCCGGGAGAUUUUCCGAUCGUUUGACCAGAACAAGGACGGCAGCCUGACGGAGCUCGAGCUCGGAUCGCUUCUCAGGUCGCUCGGACUGAAACCGAGUCAGGAUCAGCUCGACGCCCUGACUCAGAAAGCCGAUCGGAACAACAACGGCUUGAUCGAGUUCUCCGAGUUCGUCGCACUCGUGGAACCGGAUCUGGUGAGGUGUCCGUACACGGACGAGCAACUGCGCGCGAUUUUUAAAUUGCUGGAUCGAGACGGGAACGGUUACAUCACAGCGGCGGAGCUUGCGCACUCGAUGGCGAAGCUAGGGCACGCUUUGACGGCUGAGGAGUUGACGGGGAUGAUAAAGGAAGCCGAUAGAGACGGCGAUGGCUGUAUAGAUUUCGAUGAGUUUGUUCAAGCGAUUACGUCUGCAGCUUUUGACAAUGCUUGGGGAUGAAGUCAACAGGCGCACAGGAAAUUUUGAGUUCUGCUACUGAGAUUUGCUUCAUUUGUUACAAAGAUUCCACACAUUUCCUUUUUUGAAUGCUGUUUCUGAUUUUGAGGUAAGCAAAUACAUAUAUACAUGUGUGUAUAGGUGUGGUUUUGGUAUCUGCAGAGAACUGUUUGUUGUUCAUGAAACUCUUUGUCACAGUUGUUGAGCGGUGAAAGUUUCAAUGAAGUUGCAAAGUUUGGUGCUUCGUUUUCUUUGUGCCUAAGAAUCGCUAGGAGAAAAGACAGUGAAUCCGAACAUACUCCAUUUCCUGUGACAGAUCCCAAGAUAGCUUAUGUUUCAUCAAUGGCGGAAACACAAAUACAUCAACUACCGGUCUGAAACUAGAAACCGGUGUCGAUGCUACAGCAUCAUUCUUCUUAUGGGUCUGAACAUGUAUGUAUCUAAUAGCAAGAACGCGAAGAUCAUUGAGUUUUAUCUGACUCAAGAUUCUGUAUAGUCUUUUGCUUCACAUUCUCGAUGGAUCU